AUGUCCGAUUUGCCUGUAUCCAUCAUCAUGAUCGUCAGGGCCGGUCACUUAUCACGGUCGAUGUCGCCGUCUGGCCCUCAGGAUGAAUUUCGAAAUCGAUCUUCUCAGUCUUUUUGGAAUAAAUUCCCUCGACGCUGGGUUAAAAUGCUUUCGUUCCUCGCCUUAGUAUGCUUCUUUUCCGUCGGUCUUGGCGUGACUAUCAAAAGAGACAAGAGCUUUGAACGUGGCGAGAAGCUGCAAGAUCUCGGAAAUGACCAGGCUAUAAGCCGCUUCCCCCCUCCUCGUCAGACACAUCAAUUUACACAUGAUCCUACUAUUCUCCGUGUGGGUGAUGAAUAUUAUCUUUAUCAUGUCGGUGAACACAUCUUCAUCCUCACUGCGCCUAGUAUGGCUGGCCCAUGGAAGCGUAUCGGCAGUGUGCUAGAGGCCAAAAGUGUGAUCCCAAAGGGUGAUCGUGCCGCACCCUGGGCCCCGACUGUUAUUGCCGUAGACGGAACAUAUUAUUGCUAUUACAGCGUUAGUAAGACCGGUUGCCGUGAUAGCGCUGUUGGCGUGGCUACCUCUGACUCUCCUGGUCCGGGCAACUGGCACGACCACGGUGUUCUCAUCCAGACGGGCACGGGCAAUGGAUCAGAUAUCUAUCCCUACACUGUGUCAAAUGCUAUUGAUCCUAGUACAUUGGUCACUCCCGAUGGACAGGGUUAUCUGACGUUUGGAAGCUUCUGGAAUGGGAUUUUCCAAAUUCCUCUGAGCAAGGAUCUCCUCUCUCCGGCCAGCACUACUGAACCCGAUGAACGACAGCUGGCGUGGGAGCCGAACCCCAUGGGCAAGCCAAAUCCCAAUGCCAACACCAUCUGUGGUGACCCGACCGGUCCCCAUGCCAUUGAGGGUGCUUUCAUCUCCCACAAUAAUGGAUGGUACUAUCUCUGGUUCAGCCAUGGUUUCUGCUGCAACCUGAAGAAAGACAACCUGCCAGCCGCUGGUCAAGAGUAUUCCAUCCGUGUUGGACGCUCUCGCAGUCCCCGUGGGCCAUUCACAGACAAGACUGGUACUGAUCUCGUCAAAGGCGGCGGUGAACUUGUCUACGGCUCGAACGGAGAGACCUAUGCCCCAGGUGGGCAAGGCGUGAUCUGUGAUGGUGAUACCGAUGUGCUCUACUACCACUACUUGAACACGAGUGUUGGAAUUGCAUUCGCGGACGCCUUACUUGGAUUCAAUCCUCUCAAAUAUGUUGAUGGAUGGCCUAUCGCUCAGGCCUGA
This is a messenger RNA of Penicillium vulpinum, 1260 nucleotides long. Its product is annotated as putative endo-arabinanase. The transcript has 5 exons. The record is from RefSeq and is a predicted model, not a curated record. The coding region runs from base 1 to 1260 and encodes 419 amino acids. Gene Ontology annotation, biological process: carbohydrate metabolic process. NCBI's taxonomy places the organism in Eukaryota, Fungi, Ascomycota, Eurotiomycetes, Eurotiales, Aspergillaceae. Gene Ontology annotation, molecular function: hydrolase activity, hydrolyzing O-glycosyl compounds.